GCGGAGGAAGGCAGGAAGGCAGGCAGACAGACGGACCGACGGAGGAGGAGGAGGAGGAGGAGAAGGGGAGGCGGAGCAGUGCAGACCCGACCCCGAUGGCCGCGGAGGAAGUCACGGGCGGAGCGCGAAAGGCGACGAAAAGCAAACUUUUUGAGUUUCUGGUCCAUGGGGUGCGUCCUGGGAUGCCAUCAGGCGCUCGCAUGCCCCACCAGGGGGCUCCAAUGGGUCCCCCAGGCCCCCCCUACGUCGGGAGCCCUUCCGUGCGCCCCGGGAUGCCCCAGGCCGUGAUGGAGCCCACGCGCAAGCGGGCAGCGCCCCAGCAGGCGCAGCAGCAGCAGGCGGCGCAGCAACAAGCGCAGCAGCAGCAGCAGGCGGGGGCCGCCACGCAGAACCGGCCCAGGAGCACCAAGAGGAGGAAGAUGGCUGACAAGAUUCUCCCGCAGAGGAUCCGGGAGCUGGUGCCAGAGUCUCAAGCCUACAUGGACCUGCUGGCUUUUGAGCGGAAGCUGGACCAGACCAUUAUGAGGAAGCGAGUGGACAUCCAGGAGGCCCUGAAGAGGCCCAUGAAGCAAAAGCGGAAGCUGCGCCUUUACAUCUCCAACACCUUCAACCCGGCCAAGUCGGACGCAGACGACUCAGACGGCAGCAUCGCCUCGUGGGAGCUGCGGGUGGAAGGCAAACUGCUGGACGAUCUCAGCAAGCAGAAAAGGAAGUUUUCCUCUUUCUUCAAGAGUUUGGUCAUUGAACUGGACAAGGACCUGUAUGGACCAGACAAUCACCUGGUGGAGCUGCUGCACACUGGGUCGAAAUCUCCGUCAAGCUAUCCACUAAGAACCAAGGUCUGUUUCCUGUGGCACAGGACCCCCACCACCCAGGAGACGGACGGCUUCCAGGUGAAGAGGCCGGGGGACGUCACUGUGCGCUGCACCCUCUUGCUCAUGCUGGACUACCAGCCCCCCCAGUUCAAGCUGGACCCCCGCCUCGCCCGCCUCUUGGGCAUCCACACGCAGACACGCUCGGCCAUCAUCCAAGCCCUCUGGCAGUACAUCAAGACCAACAAGCUGCAGGACUCCCACGACAAGGAGUACAUCAACUGCGACAAGUACUUCCAGCAGAUCUUUGACUGCCCACGGCUAAAGUUUUCCGAAAUCCCACAGAGGCUGACGAACUUGUUGCUUCCACCGGAUCCUAUUGUCAUCAACCACAUCAUCAGUGUGGACCCCAAUGACCAGAAGAAGACGGCCUGCUACGACAUUGACGUGGAAGUGGAGGACCCCUUGAAGGGGCAGAUGAGCAGCUUCCUCCUCUCGACAGCAAACCAGCAGGAGAUCACAGCCCUGGACAACAAGAUUCACGAGACAAUUGAAUCCAUCAACCAGCUGAAGAUACAGAGGGAUUUUAUGCUCAGCUUCUCCAAAGAUCCCAAAGGGUACAUCCAAGAUCUCCUCCGAUCCCAGAGCAGGGAUCUCAAGGUGAUGACCGACGUGGUGGGGAAUCCCGAGGAGGAGCGGAGGGCAGAGUUUUACCACGAGCCGUGGUCCCAGGAGGCCGUGAGCAGGUACUUCUACUGCAAGAUCCAGCAGCGCCGUCAGGAGUUGGAGCAGUCUCUGGGGGUGCGUAACACCUAAGCGGGGGUCCCCGGCCUGGCUGGCCGGCCCCUGAGCCAGCGGACUGACCCAUCUCCCCGUGUGCCCCCCCAUCCCACAGAGGGUGGGCCUCCUUCACGACUGGCCAAG
Messenger RNA from Lacerta agilis (Sand lizard), 1736 nucleotides. RefSeq names its product SWI/SNF related, matrix associated, actin dependent regulator of chromatin, subfamily d, member 3 (gene SMARCD3). NCBI's taxonomy places the organism in Eukaryota, Metazoa, Chordata, Lepidosauria, Squamata, Lacertidae. The transcript is spliced from 14 exons. The record is from RefSeq and is a predicted model, not a curated record. Gene Ontology annotation, biological process: regulation of transcription by RNA polymerase II. Gene Ontology annotation, cellular component: nucleus; SWI/SNF complex. The coding region runs from base 96 to 1628 and encodes 510 amino acids.